UGCGAACAUUAAUCGGGAUUUUUUUUAAUUUUUCUUUUUUUUUAGUGUACGUGUGGUUCUCCCUGUGCGUGUAGUGCGCGCGCACACACACACACACACACACCCUCAGCAGUAGCACCCUUGCAUGCCUGGCUUCUCCUCACCGAGAGCGGCUGCAGCGGAGGCGGACUCCAUCGGUGUCACGAAGCCGGAUUUCCCCAACCCUUUUCCGGCUCAGAGAGGGGUGGUAAUAGUGGUGGUGGGCCGGACAGGACCGGUGACUGGGUCAGUGGAAGAUUUUUUUUAAUUAUUUACUGUACCCUCCUCCCCCCUUUUUUGCUCGAGUCAGCCUUGCUCGGCUGACUGGACCGGACUGGACUCUGGAAGGUGGCUCAAGGAGACGUCGGUGUGAGCGCACCUGUUGGCCAUCUAUGUCAUGUCCCGCUGACUGAUCUUCUCCUGCAUCUCCAUCCAAACAGUCCCGUGUCCUGCAAUCAUUCAGUUUUCUCCAGUGUUGGUGCAUUCUGAUGGAUCAGUAUGUCCACCACUAAUAAUAUCGCCCAGGCCAGGAAACUGGUGGAACAGCUGAGGAUCGAGGCGGGUAUUGAACGGAUUAAGGUAUCCAAAGCAGCCGCCGACCUGAUGAGUUACUGUGAGCAGCACGCUCGUAGCGACCCGCUGCUGGUCGGCGUUCCCACCUCCGAAAACCCUUUUAAGGACAAGAAGCCCUGCAUCAUCCUAUAGCUGCGCUCCACUUUCUCUCUCUUUCUCACACAUACACACACACACACACACACACACACACACACACACAUAUAUAUAUAUUUAGAUAGAUAGAUAGAUAGAUAGAUAGAUAGAUAGAUAGAUAGAUAGAUAGAUAGAUAGAUAGAUAGAUAGAUAGAUAGAUAGAUAGAUAGAUAGAUAAAUACACACACAUAUGGCCAUUUAA
Dunckerocampus dactyliophorus (ringed pipefish) is the source of this 928-nucleotide messenger RNA. RefSeq names its product guanine nucleotide binding protein (G protein), gamma 7 (gene gng7). Gene Ontology annotation, biological process: G protein-coupled receptor signaling pathway. Lineage: Eukaryota; Metazoa; Chordata; Actinopteri; Syngnathiformes; Syngnathidae. Gene Ontology annotation, molecular function: G-protein beta-subunit binding. Bases 517 to 723 code for a protein of 68 amino acids. Gene Ontology annotation, cellular component: heterotrimeric G-protein complex. The transcript has 4 exons. The record is from RefSeq and is a predicted model, not a curated record.